This is a messenger RNA of Podospora anserina S mat+, 279 nucleotides long. RefSeq lists its product as uncharacterized. Gene Ontology annotation, cellular component: endoplasmic reticulum membrane; dolichol-phosphate-mannose synthase complex. The transcript is spliced from 3 exons. Gene Ontology annotation, biological process: GPI anchor biosynthetic process. The record is from RefSeq and is a predicted model, not a curated record. Bases 1 to 279 code for a protein of 92 amino acids. NCBI's taxonomy places the organism in Eukaryota, Fungi, Ascomycota, Sordariomycetes, Sordariales, Podosporaceae.
AUGACGCGCGCCCAGCAGACCAUCUCCCUCGCCUUGUUGGUGACUUCGCUCUACCUCUCCCUCUACUUGGGCUUGAUCCCCUUACCAGCUGUUGUUCAGGACGAGAUUAUCCAUGUGCUCCCCUUCUGGUCCCUCGUCACGUUUGGCGCCUGGCUGCUCUUCCGGUUGGGAUGGGGCAUGCUCACCUUCAAGGACACGCCCGAGGCGUACGCCGAGUUGAUGGAGGAGAUUAAGCUGGCCAAGGCGGAUUUGAGGGUUAGGGGGGUGGAUGUUGAUUAA